Microstroma glucosiphilum is the source of this 1077-nucleotide messenger RNA. RefSeq lists its product as hypothetical. NCBI's taxonomy places the organism in Eukaryota, Fungi, Basidiomycota, Exobasidiomycetes, Microstromatales, Microstromataceae. The record is from RefSeq and is a predicted model, not a curated record. The transcript has a single exon. Bases 381 to 953 code for a protein of 190 amino acids.
AACUAAUGUCGAGGUUCGAGACAGCCAUCUACGUCGUCUGCCUUUUCUCUGUCUGCGAUCGCAAUCAAGACUCAGUGCUCAUCCGCAUCGCAAGCCUGUACGAGGCCUCCUCGUGACCGAUAUUUGAACACGUGUCCACAUGCCUGCUUCAAGCAUGUCCUACUGAUUUCGCCUCUCAAGACGACAGCCUGAAACGGACGACAUGACGUCGAAGACAUCUUUCUGGGUCUACCCUUCCAUACUAUCUUCCUCGAUCUCAUGCGGGGCCCCCCGAAGCCAGACGACGCCUGCCUCAUCAUCAUCGACAUCUUCUCACAGAUGGUCUCCAUCCACUCGAUGAGCUCUUAGAUCCAUGAUCUUACUCACACGUUCGAGGCUCUAUGCUUAGGCGGUCAAAGGGGCAAAAAGGACUUAUCUCCCAUGACGCAGUGGAUGUCGCGCAGCCUCUUUGCUGGCAGUGGAUAACAAUGGGCCCACAUGACCACGCAACAGGUCUGCCAAUGCGGUCGCUUCGCGGCAAGGGUGCCGAGCGCAACCCGCUGGUAGUCACCGUCUCGGCAAGGAAGGUGCACGGCAGGACUGCACACUACGGCUGGCGGACGGCUGUACCGUCUUCCUGGGAAGACUACAACCCCGCCGCGUGCAAUGUCCUGGCAGAGCUCUGGCUCACCAAUCUGUUGCGAGAGCAAGGCAUACAGCCAGUCUCGCUGAUUGCCGGCGUAUACCGACGUAUCACGCCGUCCAUCGUCGACAGACUGGUCGAGAACCUCCCCGAGUACAGAAGGGAGCCCAUCGCGACGGCUCUGCUGCGUGAUCGUCGUCAGAUGAAGUGGCGAGUCAACACGCAGAACACCGGCAUGACCGUAAACUGUCUCAAUGGGAGCGAGGCGGCGUGCGUCACCAGGCGCCUUCACGGCUAUGUGCGAAGACGAUCGAGGGACGCCACUUUAUAAGCAGUACAGGCUCUAACUCGAAACUGAGGAAGGUCCCUCUCUCACUCUCGCAAGCAUUGCUGCAAAGUCCUUUGCCCUACCCAAGGAGGCAUACGGCUUCCAUCUUGAUUGUAAAAGCACUUUC